CCGUCCCUUCGGCGCAGCGCGUGCUGUCCACCGCGCUCCUCGAGCAGCAGCAGCAGCGGUAGUAGUAGCGGCUGGCAGCUCAGCCCGGAGCCUGAGGGGACCCCGGCCCAGUCCGGCCCGGCGGAGAGGCAGACCGAGCGGGGAAGGAGAAGGCGUCCCUCUGCUGAGGGAGAAGCCCCGCGCCAUGAGCCCCGAGGAGAAGCCGCCACCCAGCCGCUCCCGCGAUGACCGGCCGCCGCCGCCGCCACCACCACCUCAGACCGCUCCCGGCCGAGGCCGGCGGCGAGGCGGCUUCCUGACAGAGAUCCGCACGCCCAUCCGCACCGAGCCCUUCCAGGAGCGGUACAGCCUCAGCCCCGGCAGGGAGCUCGGCAGGGGCAAAUUUGCAGUGGUGAAGAAGUGUAUCCAGAAAGACACUGAAAGAGAGUUUGCAGCAAAAUUCAUGAGAAAAAGAAGAAAGGGCCAAGAUUGUCGGAUGGAAAUAAUCCAUGAAAUUGCAGUCCUUGAGCUGGCACAAUGCAACCUUUGGGUCAUUAACUUGCAUGAAGUUUAUGAAACUGCAACAGAAAUGAUUUUAGUCCUGGAAUAUGCUGCUGGAGGUGAAAUCUUUGACCAGUGUGUGGCUGAAAGAGAAGAAGCCUUCAAAGAAAAAGAUGUUAAACGACUUAUGAAGCAGAUCUUAGAAGGAGUUUCAUUCUUGCAUAGAAACAAUGUGGUUCAUCUUGACUUAAAGCCCCAAAAUAUUCUACUAACCAGUAAGUCUCCUCUGGGAGACAUUAAGAUAGUAGAUUUUGGCCUUUCCAGAAUAAUGAAGAGCAGUGAGGAACUAAGAGAAAUUAUGGGCACUCCAGAAUAUGUAGCUCCUGAAAUUCUGAGUUAUGACCCAAUCAGUACAGCAACCGACAUGUGGAGCAUUGGAGUACUGGCAUAUGUUAUGCUAACAGGGAUAUCGCCUUUCUUAGGGGAUGAUAAGCAAGAAACAUUCUUAAAUAUAUCUCAAAUGAAUGUAAGUUACUCUGGAGAAGACUUUGACCUCAUAUCAGAGUCUGCCGUAGAUUUCAUCAGAACUGUGCUGGUCAAGAAACCCGAGGACCGGGCAACUGCUGAAGAAUGUCUUCAACAUCCAUGGUUACAACAAAGCAAUAGUCCUGCUUGCAGGGCCUGGAAUAAGAGUACAGGAGGGGAGACCAGUGACGUCACCCAGAAAGAUGCAGAUUCUGCCUCUGAAAAAUCAGUAGAUGCUGAGAAGACUGAAGAGGAAGACUCAAUAGUGACAGAAGAACUAAUUGUAGUGGCUUCAUAUACACUGGGACAAUGUAGGCAGUCAGAAAAAGAAAAAGUAACUGAGCAGAAAGCCAUUUCCAAACGGUUUAAAUUUGAGGAACCAUUGCUGCAAGAAAUACCAGGAGAAUUCAUUUACUGAACUGUGUGGAGCUUCAUAGCUGUAACUGGAAGGCAGUGUUUUCUACUAAACAAAAAUAUCCUAGCCAAGUGAAUUUCUGAUAUGCAAUAAGUGUUCUAGAUAAAAAAUGUUGAUAAAUGGCACCCAAGAAAAAUGUGCCAAGUUUUUAAUUUCAUGGAACAGAUAAACAAGAUUUCAAGUGGCUGACAGGAAUUUAACAAAAAGCUUAUUUUUGUUUGUAACUUUUAUUUCUGUUUUUUUGUUGCUUGAUAGCAGAGUUGUUGUUAAUUGUUCCAGUGUUCUGGAGAAGUUGACAUUGGAAGUGUUUCAGUGACAGAUGUCCAGAGGAGCAUUUUAGGGUAUGUUUUGGCAUUUAAUGCAAAUAUAUAAUGCAGGGUUUUCCUCAAACACCUUUUAGCACUCCUGACUUCAGUGGAACUAUCUACUGAUCUAAAAAUUGUAUGAGAGGAUAAUUUGAUCAACUGGUUUGACAUACAGAUUUCAAAGCUACACUGUGUGCAUGUAUUUCCUGAAGUUUACCUUAAGUCCAAGACCCAGACUCACCUGGCGUAUAGCCAAAGUGAGCUGUGCUUCUCUAGCAAGUGAUGCACGUGUCCCACAAGUGAAGAAAUCUGUAUCAGUGAACGAUUCCAGAUCACAGUGGUGAUAUUUCUUUAUUUGGGAGCACAGUAACAUCCCACUCCAGAGGGUGAUGAAUUUGCUUAAGUCGGUCACUCCUGAGAGCCAGCAGAGAUCACUCCCUUCCCCUCCUGUGUUGGGUGAGAUAUGCUAAUAGAAUCUAGCUCAGUGUGACUGCACGGUGUUUAUGAGCGGGGGAAAAAAGAAAAUGACAGAGGGUCUGAUGUAGGUCUAAGUUCUCUCCACUGACUUCACCACGUUAGAUCAGACAGUUUGUCCAACUAAUGAUGAUAAAUCAGCCCUCAAUUCCACCCUAUGCUUCCCCAGGGAAGCUGGGGUUUUACUGGGAGCAUGAGGUCAUGACUGCCUUCUUUCUGUUCCUCUAACUGCUGCUUUAAGGAAGAAAGAAGUGUCCUUAGGCUAAAUUGCAUAACCUUGUUCAAUAUAGCUAUCAGAUGGGGAAGAAGAUACUGCUUCCUCUGAAACAAUGAAGCACAACUCACACCUCGUGCUUCGCGAUUGCUCUCCCUUAGACACUUGGGAAAACAGCAUGUGUAUGGUGGGGCAGAGUGGCAUUAGGGAGCUGUAGGGGUGGGUCAUAGUUCUCAAUGGACAUGGUCCCUCGGAGGACAAAGCUGGGACUGGUUUUUGCAAUGUGCAGGUCUGAGGAUCUCGGACUGAGUCCUAAUUUUCUAAGAAAUCUUUCAUAUUGAUGCUGUUCCAAAGUUUAAUUUUAUGUAAUUGAAGUUUAGUACUAUUAUAUUGCAUACUGUUAACUAUUCAACUAUUUAUUUGGUUUCCUUAUGCUGUUCCUUUAUAAUAAACCCUGACAAAAGUUUUCUUGCUAUAAAACAAUGAAUAGAAACUCUUAA
Messenger RNA from Grus americana (Whooping crane), 2913 nucleotides. It is a transcript of the gene STK17A, whose product is annotated as serine/threonine kinase 17a. The record is from RefSeq and is a predicted model, not a curated record. The transcript has 7 exons. Gene Ontology annotation, biological process: intracellular signal transduction; positive regulation of apoptotic process; protein phosphorylation. NCBI's taxonomy places the organism in Eukaryota, Metazoa, Chordata, Aves, Gruiformes, Gruidae. Gene Ontology annotation, cellular component: nucleus. Bases 185 to 1423 code for a protein of 412 amino acids. Gene Ontology annotation, molecular function: protein serine/threonine kinase activity; ATP binding.